Molecule: messenger RNA, 1542 nt
Organism: Salvia hispanica
Lineage: Eukaryota; Viridiplantae; Streptophyta; Magnoliopsida; Lamiales; Lamiaceae
Source: RefSeq, a predicted model, not a curated record
AUGGCUUCUUCCGAAAUGCCAAUUGGGACGGAAUAUCUGGACCAAGUGCAAGCAUCGCUUGAUUCAACAAUGCCGUGGAUAGGCAUGUACAUUGCAGCAGCUUCUGCCAUCUGCACACUUGCAAUGGCGGCCGAUGCUUUCAAUGGCUUCCGGAGCAAAAAGUAUUGGCUCCCGUGUAAGUAUUUCACUCUCAACGCUUUCUCCCUCACACUCUUAGCAGUAGCCAUGAAACUACCCGUAGAUUUAACAAACUUGGAAAAAACCGUCAAUGAUAAUCUCGCAAGGAUUAGCAGCCUCGUUUUGAUGUCGACUGCCAUGAGUAAUCUCAUGACAUCUUUGGGUGCCAUGGAGAGUAAUGAGAUUUUACUAAACAUGGCAGCUUUAGGCAUUCUUGUCAUCACUAUUGCUGGAAAUAUAUGCAUUCAUCUUGUUCAGAUGCGUGGCUUUCCGUAUGUGUUAUAUGUGUUGCUACCCCAACAGGCUACAUUUGUUGCCUUCAUGCUCUUCUUCCUUGUGAUGUUAUGUUGUAUGUCGUUGAUGGUUGCUGGAGCUAAAAGGUACAUAAGAUUGAAGUAUGAUGAAGUUCACAAUGCAGUUUCGGUUAGACAAGUACAGUACUGGGGAAAGAUUAGUGUUGCUGAAGUCGAAAAUAUGGUGAAAGGGUACUGGGUGAUGGCUCAAACUAACAGUUCUCAGUUUGCUCUUGCAUCUUCUGCCAUUUCUCCUAUUUUAGGCCUCUUGUGUCUUUUUGUGGCUCUGUUUUUGUUAAUAGCUCGGAUUAGAGAUAGUUCUGUAAUUUCGGUUCCAAGCUGGAAAACUCACAAUUAUUUUUGGUCUGGUACUUCAAACUAUGGCUGGUCCAUCCGUUGGAUUAUGAACAUUCAGUGUGUUGGAGUGGCAAUUGGAACUAUUGCUCCUCUGAUGAGAUGGUUUGCUGCUUUGCGGUUCAAGAUUUCUCAGACGGAACGGAAGAGCUUCAGAGAUGAAGUCAAGGUUGGCAAGUACUGGACUUUGAUGCUGGUAGAGUGGAGAGACAGAUCACUUCCUUUUCAAUUUCAAAACCGUGUGUGCAAGAAGCUACUUCGCAAUGCAGUAAGAUUUGUUAUGAAUUUCUGCAUCGGGGUUCAGAUUCUCAUUGUUUCAGUAGGCAAACUAGUUCUAUUCCUCUCUGCUAGAUUUGGUAGAGCAGUUCUCUUGUGUUUAUGCAAGAAUGAACGACCUGUUUUAGUGGGAGCACAUGUCCGUUUUAGCCAAUAUGUACUUCCGCUUGAAGGUGAGCUACAGCUGCCUUAUAAAAUCCUCAACAACAUCUGCAACGAGGUGGAUAAGCUGAUAAAAGUAGGCGAAACAAAGCAGCCCAAGAAUCUGAUCCAACUUCUAAACAAAUCUUCAAGCUUCAGUGGGGUGGGACGAUUCGACAGCAGCCAAGUUUCAAGCUUGCAUUCUCAAGAACCUCCAAAUUGCUGGACUCUGCCCGUGGUGACUUUGACAGCAUUUCAGUUGCUCUUCUCAACUUUGCAGACAAGAAGGCUUACCACUUAA